Cuscuta campestris is the source of this 958-nucleotide messenger RNA. The record is from the annotation of a GenBank genome assembly. Lineage: Eukaryota; Viridiplantae; Streptophyta; Magnoliopsida; Solanales; Convolvulaceae.
CAUCGAUGGGUAUUUUAUCCCAUCGCUGGGUGAAGGACUUUUAUCAAAAAAAAUUUUAUCUCAUCGCUGGGUGAAGCGUCUUCUACUCUACAUCCUCACCCGGAUUCUUCGCCCCCGGGACAGUAGCCACACGUGCCUCUUCAACGAGGAUCUCAAGGCCGUUCAUGCUAUCACCCAUGGCGCCUCGAUCAAUUGGGCGAAAUACGUCAUGAUUCACAUGGCGUAUUGCGCCUCCAUCACCAACGAGCGGAGCUUGCCAUACGCCUUUCUCGUCAUGGACCUCAUCGUCUCCGCCGACAUCCAAAUCGCCGGCCCGGAUACAAAGAUGACGAAGAUUUGGAUCAUCCAAGAUAGCACCUUCCGGAAGAAGUCUGGAGACCAAGACGGCGCCGGACCAAGUCGCGCCCGUGCACCAGCCCGUGCCCCUGCCCCCACUCCCGCCCGGACCUCGUUGCAAUCCAUAGCCGAUACUCUGAAUCGGCUAACCCUCACAGUGGAUGGCAUGGGGCAGUCAAUCGAGCGGAUGGAUUGGACGCUGCAACGUCAACACCAUGACAUGACGGCGUUCUUCCGCGGCAUCAACUACGUCCCGCCUCCCUUUGACAGCACCAUCCUCGGCCAGAACUAUGAAGGCGAGGACGAGGAGGAUGACUCCUAUGCUCCGUCUUCCUCCCCCGACGAGGCCGACUUUGAGGACGCGGUCGACGGGGAUCCCAUGGACGUCGAGGACGACGAAGAAGACGAUGACGUCGAGGACGAGGACGCCGAUGCCUAGACUCUUCUUUUCUUUCCUUUUCCUACUAUGAUUGCACUUCUUUUACUUCCAUUCCGUUGUAUUCCGCAUUUUCCCUCAUUUUAAUAAAAGUUCACUUUUAAAUUCUAAAGUUUACUUUAAUUCUUUUUGUUAAUGUCAAAAGGGGGAAGAUAUCAAGGUUAUGCAUAAAUUGAGGGGGAAUUC